Molecule: messenger RNA, 4008 nt
Organism: Salvelinus namaycush (lake trout)
Lineage: Eukaryota; Metazoa; Chordata; Actinopteri; Salmoniformes; Salmonidae
Exons: 3
Coding region: 2218-3504 (428 amino acids)
Source: RefSeq, a predicted model, not a curated record
GGAGGCGUAGCUAGUUACUACUGUUUGUGCUUGAGGUAACUUAACGUUAGCUAGCUAUGCUGCGCAGAAUGAUCUAGCUAACAGUUUUAGCUAACAAGUUGAUCAUGCAGGAUAUAGCUACAUCAAUAUAUUGUUUAUUUAAAAUAACAAUUAGCUAGUUAAACACGCAACGUUACAUUAUCAUCACAUAACGGCUAGUUACCUGGCAAGUAGCUACAUAUUUGGCGUUAAAUUCGAGCGUCAAUUAAGGUUACUUUAGCUAGCUAACGUUAGAUAACUGGCUAGCUAUGUUACUAGGUAAACAACGUUAGCGAUGGGACGUUAUGUUAGCUAGUUAAGGUUAGAUGGUUUCAUUACUGACAUGGAAACAACAAAUGCAUCAAACGUACGAAUGUACUUAAAACUAACUAAUUAUAUAACUAGAUAGUUAGCUACAUUAGUUACAAGUACAACAAAUGACUAGCUGCAAGGGAAUCGUUCAAGCUAACCAACCAGAAUUGCAUGUGGCAAUAUCUAAUAUUAUGUAUCUAACUAGCUAUUUAGUUUUGGUAUUUAGCUCGUUUUUUAGACGUCUACUUAACUCAACAUCAAUUAUUUAACUAGCUAACGUUAGCUACUAAUGGUGUGGCAAUCAAAUCGCUAAACCAGGUUGAAGAAUGUUGGCAAAUAAAUUGCAGCUAGCCAGCUAACGUACUGCUACGUACUUAGCGAGCUGUCUGGGACGCUAAUGCUAGCUCUCAGUUAUGUUUGCUGGCAUUAGUACGCUAGGCUAGCUCAGAAACUAGGCGUCCAAAAUAAAUAGCUAGUUAAUUAAAUAUGCCUUUGUUAACUGUUCAUAACAUUUUUCGAUUACAUGCUCAAGUUACUCACUCAUUCCAAAACACUUGGAAGAUUUAUCUGUCUUUAGGAAAAUAUUGCGUUAUUAAAUCGGUCGCCAUGUCGACUGUGCAGCUUGGCUGCUACCGAAGUUUGAGACCAGUUCGAGGGUGUUAACUGGGGUGUAUGCAUUACUCUGAUUCUGUUGCAAAACGUUUUGUCUGUUGCAAACGGAAACAAUUUUCUCCCAUACGUUUUGCAACUAUAACGAGAGUUUCUAUUGGACACAUUCAGGUAGGUUCCUCACCGUUUGCUCUGUUUGCUUCUGUUUGGUUCCUAGAGGACACGGUAAAAGGUUUCCGUUGCACAACGUUUUUGCAACGGUUAGCUAACUUUGGAGUUGAACGAGGAGCGAGUCCACCCCCUGUUGGUGAGAGAAUGCCAGUGCACAGUAAAAAGGUAGAGCAGCAUUGUCACAUCCAGUUGUGACAUUUGCUGGAUAUGGCACGUUGCCCCAUAUCUCCAUCACCAAAACAUUUUAAAACAAUCUCAGGGACCUGUCAGUUCUUUCAUCCAAAGCUCCGUUCAUUUUAGGGUAGUAGCUGGUAGGCUACAUCUCCCCAGCUUCUCCCCUCAGCCAAACAGUGACAGACUCAAGCUUGAAAUUAGGCAUUUUGCCUUUAAUUACAACAUAAAAUUUUGUUCGCAAGCUUUGGGUAGCCCACAAAAAAAUGUGAUGAUAAUAUCAUGUUGGGCGAGGUUCCACCAAAGAUGCUCCUGCGCAGAUGGUUUAUGUGACUGAGCGCACAGACUCAGCCGUGUGUGUGCGGUGGGUAGCCUGCUAUUGCAUCCACUUACGCAACGGAUAGCUUCAGUCAGCCAGGGUGAAAUGAAAACACGUAUUUUGUAUUUCCAUUUUUGUCUAAUCCGUCUGAUUUCUGAAGGGAUUAACGGACCAAUCAUGAAUAUUGAGAGACCGCCUGUUCGCUCACUGGGAGCAGGUCACCGUCCGCUCGUGGACUCACUCCGUCUGAAGCUGGGCUGGCUGCCGUCAAACCAUAACAGUGCAGAAUAAAACGGAGAACAACAACACAGGAGAAAGUUACUUUACUUUUUAUGACAAAUGUUUCCGACAGCUAGUCAGUCGGGUCAGAGGAUGCGCUCAAGCUAGCCGACUAAACUCCACUCUAUGGUGAAGGAAGUUUCUGAUACUGGAGUUUAGUCCAUUACGCUCAAGCUUGUGCCACAGAGCGCAGGUUUAGCUGUGGGUCGUUGUGCCUGUCCAAUUUAAGUCGGCACGGAACGUGAGUUUCUUCAACUGUGGUGAAUUGCAUCUAAAUAAGAUAUCACCAAGAUCUUUCCAGGUUCCAAUCAGACUUUUCCUCUUUGCCUUGCCAGCCAAUGGAGGAGGAAGAGGUCCAUAUCACACAAACAUUGGCUCCUGCCAGCUCUCCGCUUCGGUCAAGAACCUCUGAUGACCAGGGCCUCAUCCUGAGUCUUGUCCCCAAGCCCAGCACACUCUCUCCCUCCUCUCCCUCGCUUUCCCCUCCCCCCCUCCCUCCUUCAGGCUCUGCCGUCUAUUCCCUGCAGUCCAAGGUGAAUAAUCUCUCCCAGAGAACCGGAGGGAAAGAGAGAAAGAGGGAGAGGGUGAGGGAGGACAAUAUGGCCUCAGAGCUCCAGGUAGAGGGACCUGUCUCAUUCCAGGCCCUGCCCAAGCAGAAGGGCCGCAGCAGGGGGGAGGUGCCACCGCCUGUGCCCUUCCGGCACUUUGACCAGAGGAGGAGGUCCAGCAGUAGUGAAGACGAGGUAGAGGAAGAGGUGGUGGCCAGGGUACAGCUCCACACCGACCCGACUGAACCACAGAGGGAGAAGGAGAGCUGGGGUGCCAUGGGGAAGGGAGCAGAGAAGGGGGAGAGGGGAGGCCCAGCUGGGAGUGUGCCGGGGCAGCCUCGCGGUUUGGGGGAGGGGGCCAGCUUGGAGAGCUUGGAGAACAUCCAGUCAGACAGCACCGGCGCAACCAAGGAGGACCACCCUCCUUCUUCAAAGCCCGCUCCCGCAUCCUCCUCCACCUCUUCUUCCUCCUCUCACAGACACUGGGCACCUCCUAAAGGAUUCUGGAGGGUAGCACGCCCAGAGACUCUGAUUCUGAAUAGGGUGAGCACUCAGUCUACUGUGGGCACUCAGACUACAAUGCCCAUACUCUCGUCAUUUGUACGUCUGAAGGACGAACCCCCUGCACAUGCCACCCUUUCAGGGCCCCAGAGUAAGUCAAGACUGGCUUCUGUGGAUUCUGUAGAUGAGGACAGGGACGAGAGUGAAGGGUGUUGGAACAUGCUGCGUUCGGACAGCCUGGACUGCUACCUGGAGAGGUGUGAUAAGAAAGAAGCGAAGGAGCCUAUGGAUCCCGUGGGGGGGCUGUGGAGGGCGGAGAGCUGGGAAAGUGUGUACUCGCAGGAAGGGACGCUUUCGCUGGGGGAUACAGUGGAGGCCAACCAGAGAGCCAGAGGGCGGUCAGUGAACAGACGAAGGAACACCAAGAGAGUCGAGGAGAAAGGCAGCGUGGACAUCCCGUACCUCUGUGUUGACCAGAUAGACAAGAGAGAUGUGUCUCCAGAUGCAUCUGCCUCCUGGAACAAUGAGUGGGAUUUAACCAUUCCACAACAGGAGCUGCUUGAACUUCCCGGGUAAGGAAUAUCACACUAGUGUCUGUCUACAUAGAAAAGUGGUAAGUGUGUGAGGUGAGGAACCACCUUUUUUAGGGAUAGUUUUUGCCCCCUAAAUAUUAUUUGUAUGUAAAGCAGUCAACUAUCCUGUCCAAUUUGUUUUGUAGAUUGAAACAUAAGCUACGUAAAGAUGCUAAUAUAGCAUAUAACAUCAGAUCACACCUCUCCCAUGAAACUGGAAGUAGAGGAUAGGUAGCCUAGUGGUUAGAGAGGCGGGCCAUCAACCAGAGGGUUGCCAUUUCAAAUCCAGCUCCUUACUGGGAAAAUCUGUCAGGAAGUGAGCUGGCAACAAAUCAAAUGCUAGAUGCCAUUGUCUGCCAUUGUGCCCUUGAACAAGGCACUUAACCCCCUACAACAACAGCUCCCCGGGCGUCCAGUGUGACAGCUCCCCGCACCUAUCCAAAACCUGUAUAUGUACAGUUGAAGUCGGAAGUUUACAUACACCUUAGCCAAAUACAUUUAAACUCAG